GCUUCUCUAAAUCUGUCCAUGCUGUACAGGUACUGCUGUAAACUAAACAAGAAACGUACGUCCUUCAUACAUUCCAGAAGGGUUAUUCACUAUACCCGCUUUGACCAGAAGAAGAGGGCCAACGCUGCAGUACUUAUUGGUGCCUAUGCUGUAAUUUAUUUGAAGAGAACCCCAGAGGAGGUCUACAAAACUCUUAUCUCAGGAAACAACACGGCAUAUCUCCCUUUCAGGGACGCUGCUCUCGGAGAAUCUACAUACAGUUUGUCCAUCUUAGACUGUUUACAAGGAAUUCGCAAGGCCAUGCAACAUGGAUUCUGUGAUUUUGAGACCUUUGAUGUGGAAGAAUACGAGCAUUAUGAGCGAGUAGAGAAUGGAGAUAUGAACUGGAUUGUCCCAGGGAAGAUUUUGGCCUUUAGUGGACCUCAUCCAAAAAGUAAGGUAGAAAAUGGGUACCCUCUCCAUGCUCCAGAGGUAUACUUCCCCUACUUCCAGGACCAUGACAUCAUCACUGUGGUGCGCCUCAACAGGAAGAUCUAUGACAGAUGCCGGUUCACUGAUGCAGGAUUUGAGCAUCAUGACCUUUUCUUCGUGGACGGGACCACGCCCAGUGACCUAAUCACUCGCCGCUUCCUUCACGUGUGUGAGAGCUCAGAGGGUGCAGUAGCUGUCCACUGCAAGGCGGGUCUGGGUCGUACAGGGACUCUGAUAGGGUGUUACCUGAUGAAGCACUACUGCUUCACAGCGGCUGAAGCCAUCGCCUGGAUCAGGAUCUGCAGACCUGGUUCCAUCAUUGGACCCCAACAAAACUUUUUAGAAGAGAAGCAACACAGUAUGUGGGUGCAGGGAGACAUGUACCGCAACAAACAGAAACAGCAGCAGCAUCGCCAGUGGCUAAAGCAGGACCGAGAACUGACUUGUCUUGUCUCCAGUAUGGACGAACUUUCAAUUAGCACAACCCUCUAUAAGUCAUUCAGCUUGGAUGAGAAUAACUGCAGGGAGGAAUGGCUCACCCAAGGUGAUAAACUCAGGGCUCUGAAAGGCUGUCACUCUCCCAAGUCUGCUACUGCUUCAAGGCUGAAUUUGACAAAUGAGACAUCCAUCGCCUGUCCCAAAUUGUCUAAGUUCUCCCAGGUCGCUGUUCCUUCUUCCACCUUUGCAUCCCCCAAAAAGCUUGUACAAAGCUCUUCAUCCACUGCUAUUAAUCCCAAAAGUCCAUUUGGCCUGAAUAUAUUCAGCUCUAAGGCUACUACCAUUCGCUGAGCCCACACAGAUACCUGACCUUUGAUCUUCCAUUUGACACAAGGAUGCGGGAAGUUAACUCCGAAAAGAGCACCACUGUCUGCACUUAACAAAACAUCUGUUUCAUUAGAUUUUGAUAAUUUUUUUAUCAUGGAAGAACGAUAGUGAUGCCUGGGAUGACUAAUACCGGUUAUAUCUGCAGGGGAAGUAGCGGGUUUCAAAUAUUUGUUGGAUGAAAGGCAAAUGGAUGGUGGGUGGAAUGAAUUUUAAAUACUUAUUAAAUAACUAUUACUAGACCUAACAAUUUUAUUUAUAACAUUCUCUAAUUUCCUGUUACUUAGUUUGAAGCGCUUGAUCUAAAAACAACAACACUACUUCCCUGCAUCUAAAUUCCCCUAACAGAUAUGAAAUGUAUUGUUUUGGUUCUUCUACCAGACUACGUAGGCUAUACAUAUUUAAGUAGCUUUUUAUGUGGAUUUGUUUUCUAUUUGUUGUAGGGCUAUUAGGAAUUACAGGCGAGUGAAGGUGAAAAAAAUAUAUUCAAUGGAUGUGUACUGUCAAACAAUACAUUUAAAUAUGUUUUUUAAAUAUGUUUUUUUUUUUAAUGGGUUGAAACUUUUUUUGGGUGCAAGGAGAUGUUUGUGGCUUUCUGUGAUGUUAAUUCAUUAUUUAAUAAUGAAUAAAUAUAUAUAUUGAUUGACUUUAUAAACAAUAGCCUAGCCAAGAAUCUGUUGAAACUUAAAUGACUGUCUACAAAUGUUUUCUUAGAGAUGCAGUUUUUUAAUAGAAUAAAUGUUUGGAUUGUAA
Esox lucius (northern pike) is the source of this 2046-nucleotide messenger RNA. RefSeq names its product dual specificity protein phosphatase CDC14AB. The transcript is spliced from 11 exons. NCBI's taxonomy places the organism in Eukaryota, Metazoa, Chordata, Actinopteri, Esociformes, Esocidae. The coding region runs from base 19 to 1260 and encodes 413 amino acids. Gene Ontology annotation, biological process: regulation of exit from mitosis; protein dephosphorylation; positive regulation of cytokinesis. Gene Ontology annotation, cellular component: spindle pole; centrosome; mitotic spindle. Gene Ontology annotation, molecular function: protein serine/threonine phosphatase activity; protein tyrosine/serine/threonine phosphatase activity. The record is from RefSeq and is a predicted model, not a curated record.